AUGAUACGAAGGUUUACCGUACUUCUACUCACGAAUGUGGUCCUUCUCAGAGCAAACGAUAGCUCUGAAAAAACCGUGAGCAACAACUCUGAAGCUCUGGUACAAGGCCAGGGUCAACAGUAUAGCUUUCCACCAAAUAAUACACCUGUGACAAAGGUGUACGUCUUUGGAAGGCCGAUCUACGUCAGGCAGCCGUUUGUCUUACCACUACGAGAUGACCCAUAUAACCCCAGUGUUGAGAGCCCUCCUCUGAGAGAUCAGGGAUCAUUUCCUGUGGUACCAGCCGUACCUGUGGUUGGCAAUCUUGAGCAAGCCAUUCUGAAAGAAGAGCUAAUGAAACCGAUCUUCACAAGUCCGAUGCGCUAUCGACUACCAGAGCGACAGUUUGAAGAGCCGGCGCAACAGCCGGUCUAUGUGCAACCAAAGCCUAGAUAUCCUCUGCCGCAGUGCUACACGAACGACAGUGGAUUCAUGUGCUGCAAUCGGGAACUGGAACGAGUAAUGCGAGACGUACUUGAAGAGCUCACUGCAGAUAAAGGAUGGCAAACUUGUAAUGUACAAAAGAUUGCGAACACACUACAGAAUCGGACACAAUCCAUUUUCAACACGGAUUUUGAAGCACUGGCAGGUCUCGGCGACUUCGCCUCUAAAACUCACUUUACCAUGAUCUCAUAUGCAAGAUUGAGUUCCAGGGCAGAUUCAUGUUGUUGCUACGCGACUCCAAAUCGAUACCAUCCACCACCAGGCUAUAUCACACCACCAACGGAGACCACUAGCGUUUCCUAUAUUUAA
Ostertagia ostertagi is the source of this 792-nucleotide messenger RNA. NCBI's taxonomy places the organism in Eukaryota, Metazoa, Nematoda, Chromadorea, Rhabditida, Trichostrongylidae. The record is from the annotation of a GenBank genome assembly.